GUAAUAGUUAAGGAAGAAGAAGAUUGACAGAGACGACGAAAAUAGCAAUAGAGGGAGAAGAAAGAAUAGAGGGAUUAGGAUACUUAGCUUGAUCUGAGUGUCCUAUACCCAAUUUUCUUUCAUAUUUCUCUAUCUUCUCCUUCUCCCUCUUUUCCCAAUCCAAUCUUCUUAUUAGCUUGUUAGAUCAUUUUCCAUUAUCACAACUUUCGAUCGUUGAGUUGAUAUAUAAUGCACAAAAACUCUUGAGACGACGGGUCUAUUUUGACAACGUUUGGAUCAUUGAUAAUGCACAUGCAUAAAUUCUUGAGAAUGAGAGCUUUCGUCGUGUUUUAGACAUUAUUUUACACAGAAAACUUACCAGAAAUUGUGAGAAUAAAGGAUUCUUUAAUUUCGUGUUGCAUGCACAUCUCUCUCAUCCUCUAAAACAGAAGUUGAGAGGGGAGAAGUAAAAUUAAAGCAUAAAAGGUGGCUCUAAUUCGAAUAGCCCUUCUAGUUCUCAUGGCCCCCAGCAAGUUACGGAAAGCCAUUGGGGCGGUGAAGGACCAGACAAGCAUCCGCCUGGCCAAAGUCGCCGGCAGCGACGGAGCCCUCGCCGACCUGGAAGUCGCCAUCGUGAAAGCCACCAGCCACGAGGACUUCCCGGCGGAGGAGCGGCACGUGCGGGAGAUCCUCGGUCUCACGUGCUACUCGCGCGCGCACGUGGCGGCCUGCGUGGGCGCCGUCUCGAGGCGGCUGAGCAAGACGCGGAACUGGGUGGUGGCGCUGAAGGCGCUCAUGCUCAUCCACCGCCUCCUCACCGACGGCGACCCCGCGUACGACCAGGAGAUCUUCUUCGCCACGCGCCGCGGCACGCGCCUCCUCAACAUGUCCGACUUCCGCGACGCCGCCUCGCGGUCGGAGUCCUGGGAUUUCUCCGCCUUCGUGAGGACGUACGCGCUGUACCUGGACGAGCAGCUGGAGUUCCGGAUGCAGAUCCGCCGGAGCGGCAGGAAGCAGCGCAGGGCUUAUGAGGAGGAGGAAGAACGGGAGGAGGAAGAGGAGGAGGAGGCGGCGGCGGCCACCCCGGCCAUAUUGUCCACGCCGGUGAGAGAGCUUAAGAUUGAGCUCGUCUAUUCCAGAAUCCAUCACUACGUCCACAUUCUCGACCGCUUCUUAGCCUGCAAACCAACAGGUGGUGCGAGGAGCAGCAGAAUGGUGCUGGUAGCGCUGUACCCAGUAGUGAAGGAGAGCUUCGUAAUCUACUUUGACAUGGCAGAGCUUCUGGAGAUCUUGAUUGACAGAUUCAUGGAGCUUACCAUUCCAGACUCUAUAAAAGUCCACGACAUUUUCUGCAGGGUGGCUAAGCAGUUCCAAGAGCUACAGAUGUUCUACGCCUGGUGUAAAGCCACCGGAAUCGCUCGCUCCUCCGACUACCCUGACGUCGACAAUUACCCGCAGAAGAAGCUCGAACUCAUGGAAGAUCUUAUCCGGGAGAAAUCGGACGAGAAAUGGAAGAAGCGGAAUGAAACGCCGGAGAAAAUGGAGGUGGUGGUGGUGGAGGCGGAGGCGGAGGCGGAACAGGAUAUGAAUGCGAUAAAAGCGCUGCCGCCGCCGCCGCCGCAGCCGGCGGCGGCGGAGACGGAGGAUUUCUUUGACGCGAUGGAGGAGGUGGUGCCGGAGAAGAAGGGGCAGGAUAUCGGAGAUCUGUUGAACUUGGGGGAGGAUGCGCCGACGGCGGAAGAGCACGCGAAUCAGUUGGCUUUGGCUUUGUUCCAAGGCGGCGCCUCUGCGGCGGCGGCGGCGGCGACCACGGCUUCGCCGUGGGAGGCGUUCAGUGAUUCCGGGGACUGGGAAACCGCCCUGGUCCAAUCCGCCAGCCACCUCUCAAACCAGACGGCGCAACUCCCCGGCGGCUUCGACAUGUUACUCCUUGACGGAAUGUACCAGCAGGGAACGAUCAACCACGCCGUCGCCUCCUCCGGCGUGAUCACCACCGGCAGCGCUAGCAGCGUGGCCUUCGGUUCGGCCGGGCGCCCCGCAAUGCUGGCUCUGCCGGCACCGACCUCCGGCGCAGCCUACACAGCUCAGGGAAUGGACCCUUUCGCCGCCUCGCUCUCCAUUCCGCCGCCGGCGUACGUGCAGAUGUCGGAGAUAGAGAGGAAACAGAGACUGUUAAUGGAAGAACAGCUGAUGUGGCAUCAAUUUUCCAGAGAUGGAAUGCAAGGGCAGGCAGGUUUUGCUAAUGUUCAUCAACCAAAUCCCUACACAAGAACCUACUCAAACAAGUAUUGAUUGCAAGUUUUCCCCGACAC
Molecule: messenger RNA, 2291 nt
Organism: Ipomoea nil (Japanese morning glory)
Lineage: Eukaryota; Viridiplantae; Streptophyta; Magnoliopsida; Solanales; Convolvulaceae
Product: putative clathrin assembly protein At1g03050
Exons: 3
Coding region: 499-2271 (590 amino acids)
Biological process (GO): clathrin coat assembly; clathrin-dependent endocytosis; vesicle budding from membrane
Cellular component (GO): clathrin-coated vesicle; clathrin-coated pit
Molecular function (GO): 1-phosphatidylinositol binding; SNARE binding; phosphatidylinositol-4,5-bisphosphate binding
Source: RefSeq, a predicted model, not a curated record